Gryllus bimaculatus (two-spotted cricket) is the source of this 541-nucleotide messenger RNA. The record is from the annotation of a GenBank genome assembly. Lineage: Eukaryota; Metazoa; Arthropoda; Insecta; Orthoptera; Gryllidae.
AUGUACAGCAAACAUCAAGCUACUUAUAAACGCUGUUGUCCAAGACAGAUUCAGUUAUCAAGAGGACCGCCAGGUAGCAUCUUCGCGUACGUGCCUCCUACUACGCGCUCCUGCGUCACUACUCAGCGGCCAGAAAUUGGAAAGGAAUUAGGAUUGGGGCUCAAUGAGGUUUCCGUUCAUAUAACUGAAGAUGAAGAACUCUGAGGUGAGAACAGAACUGAAUGAAUUUAAUGUUGCAAAGGUGGAGUUACAACUCACUGUAAUACUGGUGGUUGUUAAUAAAUUACAUAAAUUGUAUAAUUUGAGCAAUACUUUUAAUUAGGCCUAUAUGCCUAAGGAGAGAGGCUUAUUCAGUGUCUAGUAAUUAUAAAUCAACCGAUACAUUUUCUUGUGAAAUUUUCUCUUAGGUCCUACAGGUCCUGUUAGCACAAAUUAUUCCAGAAAUGCUACGAAGAGACAAGCACGUGAACCAUUCUUGUCUCAAAAGUGGUGAAGUUUGUUGCAGUAUAUUCCAAGAUUUUCAUAAUAAAACAGUUAAAGU